Rotaria sp. Silwood1 is the source of this 705-nucleotide messenger RNA. The record is from the annotation of a GenBank genome assembly. Lineage: Eukaryota; Metazoa; Rotifera; Eurotatoria; Philodinida; Philodinidae.
AUGCGUAGUAAUAAAUCAAAGAAUAAACAACAACAUCCAUCUAAUACGGCUUCACAUUCAUCAGUAAAAGUUGAUGGUACAAGUGCUGUUCGUUCGGCUUCACAUAUAAGUGGUUUGUAUUUGUUAAUUAACUACACUGAAUCAACUUAUUCGAUAAUAAUUAUAGGUAAAAAAACAAAUGUAAAAAGUGGAUCAAAGACUGAAUUAGGAACAAUAGUUUCAUCAGUUCGUUCAGCAUCCAAGUCCUCACCGAUGAGUGUCAAGACUGGUAGUAAAACCAAAUCAAGUACAAAAUCAGCAAAAGCAACAGGAAAACAUCAAACACAACAAUCAAAACAUACACGUAUACCAAUAAAAGAUCGUACUGAAACAUGUGCUGUACAAUUUGUACCAAAGUUUAAUUCAAGUUCAACAAAAAAUCAAGUACCAAUCUAUCAUCUUAUUCGUCAUGCAUUUGGUAAUAUGGUACGUGAAGCUAUAUGUCAAUUAGAUAAAGAAAAAUCAGGUGUUAGUUCUCAACAAAUUAUUGAUCAUAUACUUAAACAUUAUUCAUUUCCACAAAAUAUAUCUCAAAGUGCUAUACGUAAUCGUACAAUAUUUACAAUUAAUGCUGGUUUACGUGCUGGUACACUUCUUACAGUUAGUCCAAAUAAAGGUGUUCGAAUUGGUCGUAUGCGUCGUAUCUAUCCACGUAUGCUUGGCUAA